AUGGCUACCAAUCCAAUUCCAAUUCGUCCAUGGUCCCGCUUGGGCUCCCUAAGAUCUCCUCCUGCUACAGACUCACUUCCAAAACCUCAGUCUGCAGAACUUUCUGUCAAAACAACUAACACAUCCUCUCAUGACAAAAAACAAAAUGCCACCAAAUCUAUACCAAAAACACCAGAUGUUCACAGUCCAAUGCAGUCACAAAAGCUCAAACUCUCAACCCCAGUGACCUUUCCACCUUCCAGAAUGAAGUCUCAAGCUCAGCUUGAGAUUAAGAUAGCGCUAGAAGAAGUAACCACUGAAAAGCCUAAUGGAAAUGGAAAUGGCAUAGGCUCAUUGAAGAAUGAUUCGGAUGAAAAUGAAGUCAUUGCAAAAGAGGUGACAACUAAAGGGAAGGGUUCUGAUGGCCAUGGCAUAAGGGUCAUAACAAUUUCAGGGGAAAACAAAGGUGCAUACAUGCAAAUAACCACACCCCACAAGAAACCCAAUCACAAACUGAGAGCUGUGUACGCUAACAGUAAUGUGCAGUGUGUAAACAACUCAAUUGUGAUGAACACUCGUUUAACCGACCAUGACCUAGGAAUGCACCUUAUUAUCCCAAAAAAAGCAUUUGGGAAAGGAUUUCAUCUCAAGGAACGUUGA
Messenger RNA from Vigna radiata var. radiata (mung bean), 639 nucleotides. RefSeq lists its product as uncharacterized. The coding region runs from base 1 to 639 and encodes 212 amino acids. The transcript has a single exon. The record is from RefSeq and is a predicted model, not a curated record. Lineage: Eukaryota; Viridiplantae; Streptophyta; Magnoliopsida; Fabales; Fabaceae.